Molecule: messenger RNA, 1936 nt
Organism: Notothenia coriiceps (black rockcod)
Lineage: Eukaryota; Metazoa; Chordata; Actinopteri; Perciformes; Nototheniidae
Product: cohesin subunit SA-2-like
Exons: 16
Coding region: 1-1830 (609 amino acids)
Biological process (GO): sister chromatid cohesion
Cellular component (GO): chromatin; nucleus; cohesin complex
Molecular function (GO): chromatin binding
Source: RefSeq, a predicted model, not a curated record
AUGACAACAGCUGCAAUACUGGGUGAAGAGGCUGAUGAAGAUGAUGCUUAUCAGGUUUUGUCAACUAUAAAGAGGAUCACAGCUUUCCACAACGCACAUGACUUGUCGGGGUGGGACCUGUUCACCAGCAACUUCAAGCUUCUCAACACAGGCAUAGAGAAUGGAGACAUGCCCGAGCAGAUAGUCAUCCACUCUCUGCAGUGUACCCACUAUGUGAUCCUGUGGAACCUGGCCAAGUCCUCUGAGGGCAACUCCAAAAAGGACGACAUGAUUACCCUGAGGAAGCAGAUGAGGGCGUUCUGUAUGAUGUGUCAGCGCUACCUCACCAAUGUCAACACAGCCGUCAAAGAACAGGCAUUCACCAUCCUGUGUGAUCUCCUUCUCAUCUUCAGCCACCAGAUGGUGUCCGGAGGCAGGGAACACCUGGAGCCUCUGGUCUAUUCCCCCGAGGACUCGCUGCAGGUGGAGCUGCUCUCCUUCAUCCUGAACCAUGUCUUCAUAGACCAGGACGAUGAAACAAACAGCACAGACGGGCAACAGGACGACGAGGCGCUAAAGAUUGAAGCUCUGCACAAGAGGAGAAACCUCCUCGCUGCCUACUGUAAACUCAUCAUCUUCUGCGUGGUAGACAUGAAGACGGGAGCGGACAUCUUUAAACAGUACAUGAGGUAUUACAAUGAUUAUGGAGACAUCAUCAAGGAGACUAUGAGUAAGACUCGGCAAAUCGACAAGAUUCAGUGUGCCAAGACGCUCAUCAUCAGUCUGCAGCAGCUGUUCCAUGAGAUGCUGUCUGAGCUGGGCCACGGGUUCGACCGCUCCUCCUCUUUAUUCUGCGGAAUCAAAGAGUUGGCUCGACGCUUUUCUCUAACCUUCGGUCUCGACCAAGUGAAAACCAGGGACGCUAUCGCUAUGCUUCACAAGGACGGUAUCGAGUUUGCGUUUAAAGAUCCAAGCACCCAGGGAGAGGGAGGCCCGCCUCUCAACUUGUCUUUCUUAGACAUCCUCAGCGAGUUCUCCUCCAAGCUCAUGAGACAAGACAAGAGGACUGUCCACAUGUACCUGGAGCGCUUCAUGACGUUCCAGAUGGCGCUGCAGCGGGAGGACUGCUGGCUGCCCCUCAUCUCCUACAGGAACUCCCUGCAGGCCGGCGGCGAUGACGACACCAUGUCGGUGAUGAGCGGCUACUCGAGCAGAGGGUCCUCGGUCCGCUCCAAGAAGAUUAAACCCCCGGCUGUUACAGCUGGAACCUCAGCAGCCAAGAGGAAGCUGCCAGAAGAGGAGACCAGCAGCAGCGAGCCCUGGCAGCAGAGCAUGCAGACCCCCAUCAUGUUGCCGUCCCCCCACCUCACUUCCACUGCCAUGCGAGACCCUAAGAGGGGGCGUGAUGACAGCUUCAUGGGAGUGUACCCCCUCCCCCAGGACCAGCCGCAGCCCCAUCAACUACCGCAGCACCAUCAACAGACGCCGCAGCACCAAACCCCCCUGGACUACAAUUCCCAGGUGACGUGGAUGCUGGCUCAGAGACAACAGGAAGAAGCACGCCAGCAGCAGGAAAGAGCCAUGAACUACGCCAAGCUCAGGACCAAUCUGCAGCACGCCAUUCGUCGCGGCACUGGGCUGAUGGAGGAAGACGAAGAGCCAAUCGUGGAGGAUGUGAUGAUGUCAUCAGAGGGCCGCAUGGAUGAUCUCAACGAAGGCAUGGACUUUGACACCAUGGACAUUGAUCUGCCGCCCUCGAAGAACCGCCGUGAAAGAUCCGAGCUCAAGCCGGACUACUUUGACCCUGCCUCUAUCAUGGAUGAAUCGGUCCUCGGGGUGUCCAUGUUUUAAGCUAAUCUCCAGAUGAUUUUGACGCUGGGAUAACAGAAGAGGCGCUUUGUAUUUAAAGAGAAUUUUAGAUGUGAAAACAAGUGUUUUCUGUAAGAAAAAUCCAAAA